UAGAAUGAGAGUUGAAAGCACUUCGAAACUAUUCGAGCUCUUCUCUCUUCUCUCUUCUUCUCUUUGUUCUGUCUCUCUCUCUCAAGAAGACUAUACUAAGCAAGUUUUAAUUGGAUGGAAGAAACACAACAACAACAAAAACAAGAACUGACGAAAGAACAGAUAAUGGAGUUUAAAGAAGCUUUUUGUCUCUUCGACAAAGAUGGAGAUGGUUGCAUCACUGCUGAUGAACUUGCUACUGUGAUCCGCUCGUUGGAUCAGAACCCAACCGAACAAGAACUUCAAGAUAUGAUCACUGAGAUCGACUCAGAUGGCAACGGCACCAUCGAAUUCUCUGAGUUUCUCAACCUCAUGGCCAACCAAAUCCAGGAAACUGAUGCAGACGAAGAGCUCAAAGAAGCAUUCAAAGUGUUUGACAAAGACCAAAAUGGUUACAUCUCUGCCAGUGAGUUGAGGCAUGUGAUGAUCAAUCUUGGGGAGAAGCUAACAGAUGAAGAGGUUAAUCAAAUGAUAAAAGAGGCAGAUUUGGACGGUGAUGGCCAAGUCAAUUAUGAUGAAUUUGUCAGGAUGAUGAUGACCAAUGGUUAAAAAAACCUAAAUAAUUCAAUUUUAACAUUGUAUUAUCUUUUUCAUAAAAUUGUUAAUCCUUUUUUCCUCUUCAGAAUAUCGUAUUUCACUUUUCCAGUUAAUUAAACUUGUUUUAUGCUUUCGUA
Molecule: messenger RNA, 713 nt
Organism: Capsella rubella
Lineage: Eukaryota; Viridiplantae; Streptophyta; Magnoliopsida; Brassicales; Brassicaceae
Product: calmodulin-like protein 11
Exons: 3
Coding region: 115-588 (157 amino acids)
Molecular function (GO): calcium ion binding; enzyme regulator activity
Source: RefSeq, a predicted model, not a curated record